Molecule: messenger RNA, 4073 nt
Organism: Exaiptasia diaphana
Lineage: Eukaryota; Metazoa; Cnidaria; Anthozoa; Actiniaria; Aiptasiidae
Product: structural maintenance of chromosomes protein 5
Exons: 31
Coding region: 78-3314 (1078 amino acids)
Biological process (GO): double-strand break repair via homologous recombination
Cellular component (GO): Smc5-Smc6 complex
Molecular function (GO): ATP binding; ATP hydrolysis activity
Source: RefSeq, a predicted model, not a curated record
UGUUGGACUAUAUUUGGCAUGACCGCUGUCUCCCGGAUGUGAAGUUGGCGGGAAGCUUUGCAAAUCAACAAGACAAGAUGUCGAAGCGUGGAGCUGCAGUCAAGAAGGAGCCUUCUUCUUCCUCUAAGAAAGCUAGAAAGUCCAUCGUUAAUUCACAUUUUAGUGUACAAAAGCCUUCCUCGACCAAAGGUUUUGUCGAUGGAUCGAUCUACAGAGUUAAAAUGAAGAAUUUCUCGACUUAUGAUGAAUGUGAAUUUAGUCCUGGACCGUACCUUAACAUUCUUGCAGCGCCAAACGGUACAGGAAAGUCUUCGGUUGUAUGCGCAAUCUGCCUUGGACUUGGAGGUCACCCCCGUUUACUUGGAACAACUAGCGAGGUAGGAGGGUUUGUGAAACAUGGACGUCCACAAGGAAUGGUUGAAAUCGAACUGUUCAAUUCAAAUGGUCCAAACUAUGUAAUAACAAGGGAAAUCACCAGAGAAGGGAAUAGAUCGACUUGGAAACUAAAUGGAAAAUCUUCUACCUUAGGAGAGGUACACGAUGUACGUGAUCAGUUGAAUAUCCAGCUUGACAAUCUGUGCCAGUUUUUGCCACAGUUCAAAGUGGAAGAAUUUGCUAAAAUGACGCCACAGUUACUGCUUCGUGCAACUGAGACAGCAGUUGGGCCUCCUGGAAUGUUAGACAACCACAAAAAGCUUAUUGAGCUUAGAAAAACUCAGAAAGAUCUUGAGUUGACUCUGAAAGGCAAACAAGAGCAUCUUGAACGACUUCAAGAACAAAAUGGACAGCUUGAACAUGAAGUUCGCCGUUUCCAGGAAAGAGAGCGUUAUAUGGAAAAAGUCCAGAUUCUGGAAAAGAAAAGACCAUGGGCUGAAUAUGAGCAGACAAGAGUAAAAUUUGUGGCAUCUAAACAAGAGAGAGAUGAAGCUAAACAGAAACGUGACAUGACAAGAAACCAAAAUGCUCCCAUGGCUAAUAAACUAAGCAAGGUUGAUAAAGAUCUCAAAGACCUUGAAGCAAGAAUGAAACAACAGAAUGAACAUGGCAAUGAAAUAAUGCGAAGAACAAACUCCAAAAAAGAGCAAUUUGAGAGGCUGAUUGACCAGGUUGAAGAAUAUUUAGCCCAGUUAAAGGACAUGAAAGAUAAGGAAAAACGUAGUGAAAAAAAAAUUCAGGAACUUGAACGUCAAAUGCAAGGAAUUCAAAGUGAGCUGGAAAAUCUACCAGAUCCUGAGACUUUACAGCCACAAAUUGAAGAAGUUAACACACAAGCCCGUCAAAUCAACAGAGAGCUUACAACAAUACAACAGGAAGGAAGCAGAAUCGUGGAGGAGAAAAGGCACUUAACAGCUCAAGCAUCAGAUGCAAAGAGCAGAUUGAGUGUACUUGAAGAUAUCAAGAAGAAGAGAUUAGAUCUGCUUCGUAAUAUGUCCAGAGAUACUUACAAUGCUGUAAUGUGGCUCAGAGAGAACAAGGACAAGUUUAAGCAACAAGUUUAUGAACCCAUUCUUUUACAGGUGAACAUGCUUGAUGUAAACAAUGCCAAGUACUUGGAAAGACUCAUCAGUAAUAAUGAUUUAAGGUCAUUUGUAUUUGAAACAAGAGAAGACAUGAACCUAUUUCUCCAUGAGGUUCGCGACAAACAAAACUUGAAGGUCAAUGGUGUUACUCCACCACCAGAACCACUCUCUCAUUUCAAGCCAACUCGAAGCAUUGAUGAUCUAAAGAAAUGGGGGUUUCAUUGCUACAUCAAGGAUAUGUUCACAGCACCAGAUGCAGUCAUGAAGUACUUGUGUGAGAACUAUAGAGUCCAUGACAUCCCAUUGGGUAGUGACUACACGGCUAAGAAUGCUGAAAAAGUUAUCAACGAAUCUGGACUGACUAAUUUUUUCACGCCAUCAUCAAGGUACACAGUCAAGAGGUCCAAAUACGGCAAUAGAGAAAGAUCAACACGUGUUGACCAUAUUGGGGAUGCAAGGUUCUUCAAUAAUUCUGUAGAUUUGGAAGCAAAGCGAAUUCUUGAGGCAGAGCUCCAGGAAAUCCAAACCCAAUUGCAAAGCAUGAAUGAACAUUAUAAAGAGCUGCAAGGAAAAGAGUCAGGAUUAAGCAAAAAGCUGGAAGAGCUGAGGAACAAGAAGAAAAACCUUAAUUCUCAACUGCAAAGAAGACGGACGCUUGGGAAUCAGCUUGAAAAUAAACAAAAAAUGAUAGAGACAACAAAGAAGGAAGCUCCAAAUCUUCAAAAGGAAGAAGCUCGAAUCCAAAAAGAAAUAGACAAAACAAAUGGCAAAAGAGUUGCUGCUCUCAAACAAUUUAAAGAUGGAAUUGGGGAAUGUGUCAAUGUUGGCAAAGAGAAGCUGAGGAGCAGUUUGCAGCAUGCAAGACUUUCAGCAGAGAAGACAAGAAUUGGAAAUCAGUUUAGAGAAGCACAAGAACAAAUCAAAAAAGCUGAGGAAGAGUUCGAGGAAGCCCAGAGAAAAUGUGAUUCCCUGAAAAACAAGGCUAAAAGCUUGAGGAAACUAGCACACCAGAAAACAGACAUACCCGAAGGGCAAGACGUUCCUGCAAGCUUAAAAGAGGCUUUCAAGCUAUACCCUGAUACUCUAGAUGAAAUCGAUGAAAUGAUCCAUGAACAGAGAGCCAGAGCAGAGUGCAACCACCAGACUGACCCUAGAGUUGUGAAAGAGUAUGAAUCACGGAAGAAGGAGAUUAACAGUUUGUCAGCUGUGGUAAAUACAGAGUCAGCUGACCUCGAGACAAAACAGCAAAAGAUUGAUGAACUAAAGGAGAGUUGGCUGACACCUCUUGAAGAACUAAUAAACCAAAUCAACACCAGAUACGGACAGUUCUUUAGAAUGAUGGGAUGUGCUGGAGAGGUUUCUCUUGCUAAAGAUCAGGUUGAAAAUGAGUUCGACAAAUAUGGCAUUCAAAUCAAGGUCAAAUUUCGUGCUAAGGACUCAUUACAUGUACUAAACCCACAUCAUCAAAGUGGUGGAGAAAGGAGUGUUUCUACAAUGCUUUAUCUUAUGGCAAUACAGGAGAUGACAAAUUGUCCUUUUAGGGUAGUAGAUGAGAUAAACCAGGGAAUGGACCCAAAUAAUGAGAGGCGUGUGUUUGAAGUUGUUGCUCGUACUGCUUGCAAAGAGAACACCUCGCAGUACUUUCUAAUAACUCCCAAGCUCUUACCAGAUUUGGAUUACAAUGAUAGGAUGACAAUACUCUGUGUUUUCAAUGGCCACUGGAUGCUUCCACAUACAAAGUGGAAUAUCAAGGAGUUCAUUAGAAGAAAGAGACUACAGUCUGCCACUGCUUGAUGUAAAACCUUGAACAAUGAACUGCAAGUAUUGAUGUUUUAGAGGAUGGAAGCAUCGAGAGAAAUAAUUGGGAGUAAAUUGAGUUUUUUUAUGAGGAUAUAAGGAAAAAAAUAAUGCAAAUAUUGUUAAAGUUCAAAUUUGAAAACCUGGGAAAUGUUGUACAAAGAUGUUCCUGUUAUUUCAGUAGAAAAUUUCAAAUUCAAAUUUAUGAUGAUUAAAAAAGAGAUUUACGCAGUAUAUAGAUAAAAUUUAAGUUGGAUUAAUAGUAGCCUGUUCUAUUAAAAAUGUCAUUUAUUGCAAGAGCUUUAGCUUUGACAGUUUUCAAUGCUUCGUUGAGCAGAGUAAAAAACAUUUUAUGUUAGUAUGCAUACAACAUAGGAAAUCAAACAUUUGCAACAGUUUCUUUUUUGUGAUUGAGUGCUCUACUCAUAGCAAUGCUCAAUUAGCAAAACUUUGAUACAUUUUAUAAAUUUUUUAUUUUACCAACAAAAGUAAUGAUACAACAUGAUUAUAAUGACAUGCAAAUACCUAACAGUUUACAUAAUUACUACCUAAUUUUUUUUGCCUUAUUUUUUGAUAAUCCUUUUUUCAUUUUUUUGGGGGAUGAGUGCUAAGGAAAAAUGACACAAAUGGUUAUAAUAUUAUUUACAUAUUUGACCCAUAAAAAUGUUCACACGUUUUCCAUAUUUUACUAUAAGAAUACUUGGCUUGGAUGGUACCCUUAUCAAAGAAUAAAGAACAAACUGUCCAAAAAAUCCA